Messenger RNA from Maudiozyma barnettii, 933 nucleotides. It is a transcript of the gene YJU3, whose product is annotated as acylglycerol lipase. The record is from RefSeq and is a predicted model, not a curated record. The coding region runs from base 1 to 933 and encodes 310 amino acids. Gene Ontology annotation, molecular function: lipase activity. The transcript has a single exon. Gene Ontology annotation, cellular component: membrane. Lineage: Eukaryota; Fungi; Ascomycota; Saccharomycetes; Saccharomycetales; Saccharomycetaceae.
AUGUCAUACCCAUACCCAUAUAAGAUUGAAACAGAAGAACCUCCAUUGCAAUAUGAAGAAUUUGAUGGUGCGAAAUUUGGAUAUAUGUUAUGGCCGUCCCAUGCAGCCACCAACCAAGUGAAAGGACGUAUUUUACUAGUACAUGGAUUUGGAGAGUAUACGCGGAUCCAAUACCGAUUAAUGGAUCAUUUAUCACAGCAAGGAUAUGAAUCGUUUACAUUUGAUCAACGAGGUGCUGGUGUCACUAGUCCCGAUAAGACCAAAGGUCUGACCAAUGAAUUACAUACAUUCAAGGAUUUAGAACAUUUCAUAAAGAAGAAUCUAAAGGAGACCCAAGCUAGUGGAAUCCCAUUAUACCUGUGGGGCCAUUCUAUGGGUGGUGGGAUAAUCUUAAAUUAUGCUUGUCAAGGUCAACAUAAGCAAGAUAUUGCGGGUUAUAUUGGAUCUGGACCAUUAAUCAUAUUACAUCGUCAUUCUGCACCCAACAAGAUUACGCAGUUCAUUGCACCUGCAUUAGCUAACUGUUUACCGAAUGUAACCAUUGAUACAGGGUUAGAUCUUGAUGGAAUUACCAAUGAUUCUGAGUAUAGGAACUUCUUAGCCCAUGAUCCCAUGAGUGUUCCAUUGAAGGGCUCCUUUAGACAAAUCCAGGAUUUUCUAAAACGUGGGAAAAGAUUGUAUGAUGAUAAAGGCAACUACAUAGAGAAGAACUAUCCUACUGAGAAACCCAUUAUUAUAUUCCACGGGGCAGACGACACUAUCAAUGAUCCGCAUGGUUCCGAGGUGUUUAUUGAAAAGUGUCCUGCUGCCGACAAGACGUUGAGACUGCUGCCUGGGAUGAAACAUUCUAUCUUUUCACUAGAGAAAGAACCACAAGUAAAAGCUGCAUUCAACGAGUUAGUCACCUGGCUCGACGCACACACUCAGGAAUAG